This is a messenger RNA of Caenorhabditis angaria, 1984 nucleotides long. The record is from the annotation of a GenBank genome assembly. Lineage: Eukaryota; Metazoa; Nematoda; Chromadorea; Rhabditida; Rhabditidae.
AUGGACAAAAUUGAUGUGGAAAUCGAGAAAAUUGGAUUGUAUAAUGUGGAAGUUAUUCGAAAUGGAGAGAAAAGGUGAGUUUUAAAAGUACGCAGCUAAUUAGCCGUUAACUGAGUAUCAAAUGUUAUAGAUACGCAGCCAAAUGCAUUAUCUUAGUGUAGCUUAGCUGAGUAUCAAACGUCGCAGAUGCGCAGCUAAAAAAAAUUUCAAUGAACAUUCAAAAAAAUUUUUAUUUAAGAAAUUUUUUCUAAUCAGAUUAAAAAAAAAUUUAAGGUACGCAGCUAAUUAGACGUUAACUGAGUAUCAAAUGUAAUAGAUACGCAGCCAAAUGCAUUAUGUAGCUUAGCUGAGUAUCAAACGCCGCAGAUGCGUAGAUAAAAAAUUCCAAGAAACAUUUACAAAAAUUUUAUUUAAGAAAUUUUUUCUUUAAUGUUCAAUCAGAUUUUUCAAAAAAAAAAUUCAAGGUACGCAGCUAAUUAGACGUUAACUGAGUACCGAAUGUCAUGAAUACGCAGCCAAAUUCAUUUUCUAAUCAUAGCUUUGCUGAGUAUCAAACGCCGCAGCUAGAAAAGUUUCAAUAAACAUUUGAAAAAAUUUUUUUAACGAAAUUUUUUUUCAAACGAAAAUCAGAUUUUUCAAAAAAAAAAAAUCAAGGUACGCAGCUAAUUAUGCGUUAACUGAGUAUCAAAUGUCAUGAAUACGCAGCCAAAUGCUUUAUCUUAUUGUAACCUACAAUUAGCUGAGUAUCAAACGCCGCAGAUACGCAGCUAAAAAUUUUUUUUCUCAAAAUUCUUCAAUUCAGAUUUUCAAUCUCCACAUCCAAUUUCUGGAUCCCCACCCUAAAAAACGACCGAAUUCCCGUCACAAACUUCACAAGAAUUUUGCAAAAUCCAAUUGAUGUCUCAUGUUAUCCAGAUGAUAUUUUUGAAGAUAGCGGAAAAGGUGAAAAACUCGAAUCGAUACUUCAAUAUAUCAUGUAUCAAAUGAAUCCUAACGAGACCAAUUUAUAUGAGAAAAUCAAGGCGAGAUUUGUGACAAAUCGAGGGUUACUCACCAAUAUUUCGAUGAGAAACAAAUCAAUUCAGUAUAAGGUUGUGAGACGGAAAAGUGUAUAUUUUCUAUUUUCAAAUGAGCAAUCAACCUCACCUUCAACCUCAAGAUAUCAAAAUCUUAUAACAUCAAUAAAACUAGGCAAAUAUUUAACAGAUGAUCGAAACCCUCAAAUGAACACCGGAUUCAUGACAAAAUCCGUGAAUCGCUUGAUAUUCCCUGCUGGAAUAACAAUUCUGACAUCAGCAGAAAUCGAUUAUCAGCGAGAAAAUGGACAGAUUGUUGAGGGAAAGUGUCUGUUGAAUAAGACACAUAAUCAUUAUGAGGAGUAUUUUCGAAAAUCGGUUUUGCAAUCGCAUUUUGGGAAUGUUGAUGAGAUAUUGGUUGGGAGGAAGAAAGAGGUUGAGACGAAUUAUUAUUCGGGAAAACAAUAUUUUGUUUAUCAGGUGGGGGAGCAUACAUGAACUGGGACUCCGAAUUCCGAGGGAGGGGGGGGUUAACUUUUGGUGGAUUUUUAAAGGUAGGGGGCUUAACUUUUGAAAAUUUUAGGGUAUUUUAUGCUUUUUGUGAUAAAAAAUCAGCAAAAAAUGGGUUAGGGGUGUUAACUUUUCGAAAAUUUCCCCUGGAAGGGGGGUUAACUCGAGAGUCCCCGGAGCAACUAGUUCAUGUAUGAGUUAGAUUAUGAGUUAUGAUUUUUUUCCAGAUCGAAUCGACCAGCCGCAAAAAAUUCCUGACUUUCCAAACUGCUCCUGAUAUAAUUAAUGAUGGAAAUUUGAGAUUAUUCAACACCCUCGUUGCAAUUCAAAAAUAUCUCACGAAAGAUGACACAGCUCUCGAAAUCACCAAACACCAUGAUGACUCUGUGAAUUUCCGUGAAAUUUCUCCGGAUUUAUGUGAUUUUGUGCCUUAUGAUUUUUAUUCGCGAUUUCAAUAA